CCGCGGCGGCCAAGGUGAGCAAAGAGUACUAGUAUGUUAAGAUUUCCGGCACUGGAAGUGGUCAGCUAAACUUGCCAAUGGGUACUAGUAAUAUUGGGAUACGUUAAAUAUACGAAUUUGGUUUUCUUUGCAUCCGUGGUGUCGUCCAGUGGAGAGAUGCCUUCUGGGUAAUGUACAGCUGAUGUGUUGGUUGUUGUAGAAAUUAUGAACGCCGCUAGAAGGCGCACUCACAACAUGCAGCAUCCCUGCGUAUUUUACGUGUGUCCGCGACGCCCAAGGCGAGCAAAGAGUAUGUAAAGAUUUUCGGCACUGGAAGUGGUCAGCUAAACUUGCCAACGGCGCUAGGGGUCCAGUCGCACUUCAGGAGAGACGAUUUAUUGCGAAGUUUCCGGGAAACUUUGGUGCAGUCAUCAUGUUUUCCAACUCUGUCAACCGACAGUGCCUAAAGUGGAUCCAAGACAACAUCUCCACAACAAGUGAUGUGACAUGUGGUCUACAGCUGAAGGACUGCAUUCAUGGAUUUCUCAGUGAAACUCGCAGUUCUACAGGCACUGGCAUUGAACCAAACACUUUUGCCAAAAUUCUUCACCAUCACUUUCAUGGACAGUUCAAGAAACGUCGCCUGGGCAGUAAACGUAUUACCCACUAUGUUGGCUUGAAGUUUUUGCAUAAACCUAGCAAGAGCAAAGAAAUUUCUGAUAUUACCAUCAAACAAUGCACAGAUGUGGAGGAUAUUCCUACUCCAUGUAAGAGCUUCAAUGCAGACUGCAGGGAAUCAGUAUCCAGUGAGUCAUCAUCUCAAGCACACCUGCCACCAUUUGUCGAUGCAUCCACUGACUGUGAACAGACUUCAUCUGAGCAAGGACAUGGGACAUCCACCAGCGGUAUAAACAUAUUGGAUGAUAACACAUGCUUAAGCAAUGAAAAAGUUUUUAUUUAUGAAGUUGGAAUGGCUAAAGGGAAAGCUGCUGCCUUGCAGAAGUUCAUACUUUCUAAGGGUGGAGCAAAUGUUAUGUUUUUAGAUACCAACACGACAUGUAUUGCUUUUGAUAGAAAGGGUAUACUUGCAUCUCUAACUCCUCAGAUAGAUUUUGACAAACUGCGCAACUCUGGGAAACAGUUAUUCGACACAUCCUUACUUGAUAUCUCCAUACUAUCGAACAGUGGGCCACCUAGGCCAGCAGAAAGCAAACUGCCAAAUCCACAGACAAGAACACUCAAGUCACCAUUCGUAAAGGUUGAAGAUUUGUCAGGGAAGUAUAGGCCAUUAUAUAAAGAGUUCACGAAUAGGGAAUGGAGCACAUGUACAUCGUUGUCUUUCCUUCAUGGUAAUGACAAAAAUCCCAACAGGUCCACGUGCAAGAAGACAGGAAAUACCGUCACAAGAAAAUGUCCAUCCUACUGUGAGUGUUGCAAUGAACAGUACUAUGACCUCACAUUUCAUCUAAACUCUGAAAAACACCGUGCAUUUGUUAAUAAUCAGGAUAACUAUAAAACAUUAGAUGAGCAUAUUAAUGAAAAGCCAUUAAGUGCAUGGCUUUCAAGUCUGUGCCAGCAGGGUUCUCCCCAGGCUGUGGAAUAAUGGAUGAUAGCUGGCAUUCAUACUGCUAGCUUAGCUCUGAUAUGCUGAUUUUCAAAUUUAGGUUUUACUACUUCUGUUUGACAAGGAAACUAAAAGUCGAUUACUACAGUAGCCGAGAAAAUUCCCACACUUAGUCACGGAAAAUUUAUCUUCUUUUCUUUGAAAAUGCUUCUGUAGGUUGGAUUUCUUGGGUUCAGUAGCAUAGCUGGAGUUCUUAGUUGUUAGCUUCAUCCAGGUUACUGCAAUAUGCUUUAUCGCAAAAAAAAAAUCACCAGACCUCAUAUUGUUUGACAGUUUAGCACCUCCAGAUAAUAUAUGCUGAUAAAUAGCCUGGAUACCAGACCCUUGCUCUAAACUAUGGCCCUUUCACACUUAAGUAUAGCCCUUUCGCCCGAGAUGGUCACAAGUUGAGAGUUGGCACCCGAUUUCUAUU
Messenger RNA from Branchiostoma floridae (Florida lancelet), 2015 nucleotides. RefSeq names its product protein DBF4 homolog A-like. Gene Ontology annotation, molecular function: zinc ion binding; nucleic acid binding; protein serine/threonine kinase activator activity. The transcript has 2 exons. Lineage: Eukaryota; Metazoa; Chordata; Leptocardii; Amphioxiformes; Branchiostomatidae. The record is from RefSeq and is a predicted model, not a curated record. Gene Ontology annotation, biological process: positive regulation of nuclear cell cycle DNA replication; regulation of cell cycle phase transition. Gene Ontology annotation, cellular component: nucleus; Dbf4-dependent protein kinase complex. Bases 413 to 1582 code for a protein of 389 amino acids.